This is a messenger RNA of Anopheles aquasalis, 2887 nucleotides long. Its product is annotated as dnaJ protein homolog 1. Lineage: Eukaryota; Metazoa; Arthropoda; Insecta; Diptera; Culicidae. The record is from RefSeq and is a predicted model, not a curated record. Gene Ontology annotation, molecular function: protein-folding chaperone binding. Gene Ontology annotation, cellular component: cytosol.
AAACGUUAAAUUUUAGCAUUCAGACACUCUCGACCUUUUAAUAUGUUACAAGCCAAACUCGCUGAAGUCACCUCUAUGACCAUUUCCCUCUCUUUACGGUUCUCUUUUACUUCGAGGCUGUUCCUCUUUUUCGACGCGAUGAAUCAGAUGCAUGGGCUAUGACUAAUGUUUAUGCGGCAUGUAUAGCGGCUGGGACAUGCGUGCUUGAGAACCGGCUUAGUACUUUACCGACUCUCUUCGUGUAUGGUUGCGUUCAGCCCGUAGCCAUAAAUGUGGCCCAGAUCGAUAGUAGUAGCGUACCGUUUCACGAAGAGAGUAUCGGGUGUUUUACUAAUCGGUUUGUGUUGAUUGUGUUUCAUAAAACAGUUGAAUGAUGUUAGAUUAAAUGUGCUAUUUGCUUCCAAUGCAACAAUUUGCGUUUAGCAAUAUCAUUGUACUUUGUCGGCUACAAUGGAAAUCAUUGAAUAAACCGGCGUUAAAUCUAGCUGAGGUGAUUGAAUCGUUCACGAUCAAAGAAUUAAUCUGUUUGUUAUAAAUUAGGAGAUACUCUGUGCAGCUCAGAUUAAAACUACUAUUUUGGUUUGGUGUACAUGAAUGCGGUUUGCAUACAAGUAGUGUAAGUGUAAGGAUGAAGUGUUUUCCAAUUGGCAACAGUAGUGUACCGAUAGGUGUAUCCCUUCAGCGGUAUUGCUGAGCCGAAUCUUCCAGAGAUCGUCUCGAGUAAUAACGACUCGAGGCCGAGGCAUCGCUUCGAAAAUAUAUGUGCUUGUGCGUAGAACACAGUCAUACAGACACCACCAACCCGGUGCGGUCGGCUGGGUCUGGUUCACCGGCGUGACGUGAUCGUCUGGCCUUGCCGCAACCUGAAACCAACUACCACCUUGACGGGAGAGGCAUUGGAACAGCUUCGGCGACUGUAUUGGGGUUGAAUCCUACGUCACUUUUGUCAUCGAAAAAGUAAUCAUUGGUGGUCAACAUUCAGUACAAUCAUACCUGCCACGCAAGGCUGGGGACGUACAUUUAAAAUUGUACGAUCGUAAGUUGUGCAGUUUCUCGAAGUUUCAAAAAUAGGCGGCAUGGGAAAGGAUUAUUAUAAAAUCCUCGGUAUUCCGAAAGGAUCAACUGAUGAGGAUAUUAAGAAGGCUUACCGAAAACUUGCGUUGAAGUACCAUCCUGAUAAAAACAAAUCCCCUGGAGCAGAAGAAAAGUUUAAAGAAGUAGCUGAAGCUUAUGAGGUUCUGUCCGAUAAAAAGAAACGUGAGCUGUACAAUAAAUAUGGCGAAGAAGGACUGAAAGGACGUGCUUCCAAUGGUACGUCCAACACUUCUCAAAACUUCACAUACGAGUUCCAUGGCGAUCCAAGAGCAACGUUUGCCCAGUUUUUCGGCUCGAGUGACCCGUUCGGAUCAUUUUUUGAUAUGCACAACGACAGUCUAUUCAACAGCAGUAUUUUCAACGAUGAUGAUUUCUUCACACCAUUUAGUGGGCUCGGUGGUAAUAGGCAUGGGUUAGGGGGAGCCUUUCGGUCACACUCGUUCAAUGUUCACUCGCCACUGAAAAAAGAGAAAGUGCAGGAUCCGCCCAUUGAACACGAUCUGUAUGUGACGUUAGAAGAAAUCUAUCACGGCUGUGUGAAGAAGAUGAAAAUCUCACGAGGAGUCCUGCAGCCGGAUGGUACAUCAAAGAAGGAGGACAAGUAUGUGAGCAUAUCGAUCAAACCAGGCUGGAAAUCGGGAACGAAAGUAACCUUCCAGAAGGAAGGAGAUCAAGCAAAAGGAAAAAUACCUGCCGACAUUGUUUUCAUCAUACGAGACAAACCACAUGUCUGGUUCCGGCGGGAAGGCAGUGAUCUCCGAUAUACUGCUCGAUUAACUCUUAAACAGGCUCUCUGUGGCGUCAUAUUUGAGGUCCCUACGAUGACUGGAGAAAAACUUCGCAUUAGUACAAAGCAGGAGAUAAUAAAGCCUAACACGGUAAAACGAAUUCAAGGCUAUGGUCUACCGUUUCCUAAAGAGCCAUCACGGAAAGGAGACUUGCUGGUAGCAUUCGACAUCAAAUUCCCCGAUAAAUUGACGACAUCAGAGAAGGAAGUACUUAAUGAUAUGCUCCCUAAUGCAUAGCCUUCCGCCCGUUAUUAGUCAUAGAGAAUUAUGCAUCGCAAAUUACAAUGCUCUUUACGUUAUUUUUUUUGUUUUUCAUAAUUUCACUAAUUUCGCUAUUACCGACUGUUGAUGGGUAUUUAAUGAGAAUAUUGAAAUUAAAUUGAUCUUGUAAAUAGUGCCAUGGUGCCCCUAGUUUUGGCACCUUUUUGCUACAGAGACGCCUACCCUGCCUCUUUAUGAAUCGAAUAUUACAAGUACGGUUGGUUAUCGGAAAAAUCAUCGGUGGAAAACCCCAUGUUACUGCAAUCUAUUUCUCGUUUACAAGUCGAAUCAGGAUGUAAACUACGCGAAGCUUUAAUCGGACUUCCACAUAAGCAAACGCAUGACUGAGUUUUAUAAUGUGUGCGGUGGUAUGGCAUCUCAUGCAAUCAAGUUUUUUGCCGGACUGGACAGUGUCGAUGCAAGCGACUUUAAAAGAAAUGAAAUUCAAAGAAUUUGAUAACCUUCGUUGUGAAGACGAAAUUAAGAUCAUGACCUCCACUUACUACAUCUUCUGAUUAUUAAUUUGUCAUGCUAAACAAACCAAACGGUAGUUUGGGUGUUGCGCAAAAAAUGUUUGUUGGUAGGUGAUGUGAAAACAUUGUAAGAGACAAUUUAACAUCGCUGUAUUCUUUGAAAUAGUGAAGGCAGAGAAAAUGUAGGGCGAAACUAAUUUAUAAAAUCAAACUCGCGCAAAUGUUAAAAAAUAAAAUUAACGAUAUUCUAUCGAAUGCUUUAUCACGAUG